AUGGUUUCUGGCGUGGCCCGUCGGAUUUUUUUGCGCGGGUUGGUACGUCUGUCUGUCGCCGUUCGAAGCCUGUGUAGAUGCCAUGAAGGGACUGACGGAGCUGUUGAUGCGUGGUGUGAAAUUACCCUUGGAAGUAGCUCAGCAUAUGGUCGAGGGAAAGCAGGGAUGGUAAACGAAAGACGCAAGAUACGCCUUGACCUUUUAUAUAACUGCUUUGGUUGGAUCACAUUAUCCUGUUUUUGUAGCAUGGGCCAUUUUAAUAUUGCUGGAGUCAUUUAACUGUAUAACACGGGAAAAGUUUGGAAAUCAAUAGCUAGUCUACGAUAUGCGAUCAAUGCUUCGAUGUACGUUGUUUUGUUUGAUAUAGAAAAGCCCUGUUCGUUCAACCGAAACUGGAACUGAAUUCGUGCUGCUUCACUGAAUCUUUAGGUACUAUAUGCUGUCAGACACUGCUUAUAUCACAAUUAUGGCGGUUCGUUAGGUAAAGAAUUGUACCCAUCGACUCAAUAUUCACUGCUUAAUUGUUACAUAGAAAUCUACCCUUUACACGUGUGCCUUGAAUAAAAUUAUUCUGAUUUUGACUGAUUUGUGAUUUAUUGUUUAUUGUCCUUUUAUUACUGUAAAAAUGCCCUUGAACUCCGCUUUGUGGUAGUCUAUUUUGCCUCUCCGAAGUUGCCCAGAACGUUCUUACUGUCAGCUUAAAUUUUCCCUGGUGGUCGUGCGAGAUCAGUUCGAGGUCUUUCAAGAGACUGUCUUCAACGCCCAGUCACACACGCAAGUUGAUUAUUCAGCGAUAUUGUAUUUUACCCUACUAGUAUGCAAAAUCAAUUGCUCAUGAUAAUAAAUAAUAAUAAUAAUAAAAUAUUUAUAUAGCGCUUAUACUUUUCAGUUCAUGCUGAAUAAAGAAUGGCAAUGCAUAUACUCCCUGGUGAAAACAUGGUGAUUAGGCCGUUAAAAAAACGUUUUAGUCUUUUUCGUGGGCGCGUAGUAUGGGUCUUAAAGGGAAGCACAAAAAAAUCAGCGCAGCUUCUUCUCGAUUUUUUCGGAGGUUUAGUGGGUUACAUUUGUACUCCUGGUUUGUAUGUGUCACGCGAUGAUCAAUUUGUUACACAACUGUCAAUAUUCCAUCAAACGAGAAUUGACGUAGCCUUUAGGGGCUCGUCACGCGUGGGGCAGGAACGCGUCGCAAGAACGUCUACGUGGGAGGCUAGAAAUUGAAGGUCCUGUACAACUUACGCAAAUUUCUCUCAAACUCAACCCGAUAUUUUUGCAAAGUGUCUACAUAUCUUCAAUGAGGUAUAAAGCGAAAUACUUUCUUGAUGAACUUCUUUUCCUUUCUUUCUUUUCAAGUCAUGUGAAAUUUUAAAACUCAGCGAGAUUUUUUUUUUAUUUUCAAGUUAGCAUCCAUGUCGUUUUUAAACAUAUACUAACUUUUAGCACUUGCGUGACAACAUUUACGUCCUCAGUGAUGACAGACAACAUAAACUCGUGACUCGCAACUCGCCCAGACGAGCUUCAGCAACAUCACAUCACGCUUCUUUCAUGGCAUAAAACCCGAGUUCCAGAUUUUUGUGUGAAAAUUCUAAUUAAACAAGGAGAGAGAAAAAAAGGUUGGUGAAAUUUACUAUUUUAUGCUUACCUUAGGUAACGGAAACUUAAAAAUAUGGACUAGCAUUAAGAUUACUCAACUUUAAUAUUAAACUCGUGAUUUAUGUAUUUCCGAGGGCUCCUAAUUAAGAGCUUUUCUCAGAAAUGACUUUGCUGCUCAACUCAUAGGUUUUCAUGUAAUAUCAGGUAUAGACAAUAACAGUAUGAUCAGAAAUAGCUUUUUCGUGAAGCGACAAUUUUACGUUUAUUUUGGUUCAAAACCUGUUUAUCGAUGAUUUUCAUAUGACCUGACGAAAGAGUUAUUAAUAUUAAUGAUGAUAACUAAAUUAUGAUAAUGAUUAAUAGUUAAAACUAAUAUGAUAAAAAUUAAUGAGAGCGCAUUGCAUCGAAGGAACCAGGAACUAAAACAUAUCCACAGUUAGCCUAUCAGAACGCACUUGAAACGCUCUUUUUAAAAACAUGUACUUGAACGGGGAAGUUGAGUCUCUUUUGGGGCUUUAAUGAGGCUUGUGACAGGGUGACAUUAGGCCCCGGGGCGCGGGUACUCCCUAUAAUGGCAUAUACGGGGAGGCUCCGCUCGAAAGGGGUACCCCAAAGGUUAGGGAUUAGAUGAAGUAAUUGAAAGGGCAGGGAAAUCUGUCAUUUCGGUUUUUCAAAGGCCCAACAGAGCUAUCAGAUGUAUUGUAUGGCUGUGGAAAAGUCGAGAAAACAUUCUGGUUUUGUGAUUACUUCACAUUUCAAAGACAGCACAUUUAGGGAUGCAAAGCUCUAAUCUAGGUAUGUGAAGGGGGAAGGAUUUGUCAAUAGAAGGUAUACGAAAGCGGGGGGGUGGGGGGGUACCUUUUCUUCAAAAAAUGGUAUAUAAAAGGGUAAGUAGUUGGAUCCUGGGGCGGAGCCUGCCCGUAUGAAACUGCACCCCCCCCCCCCUCCGGCAUUAGGCCAUUUAUCCUUUAGUUAGCUGUUGUGAAUUUCCUUUAUAUUAAAGCUUGUCCUUCCAUAUUUUUACGUGAAACAGGUAAAAAAAAUCCAUAGCUGACUCGCUUGGACCGGAGGUUAACCUCAUUGCAAAAGAAGAAGUAGCAGUUCGACCUUUUCACUCAAGAUGACUGGAAAACAGAUCCUAUGGGCAAUCGCGUGGUUUCUUGUCCUUAUAUUUUUGGCCUGGCCAAUAGGAUUCUUCUGCGCUGGUUGGUACGUUUGCCUAUGUCCGUUUGAAGCCUGUAUUGAUGGAAUGAAGAGCAUCACAGCCCUACUUAUGAAGGGGGUCAGCUUGCCGUUCGGUGUCGCGCAUCGUAUGGUUAAAGGAAAAAGCUACUCGUCGAUUUGA
Porites evermanni is the source of this 2935-nucleotide messenger RNA. The record is from the annotation of a GenBank genome assembly. NCBI's taxonomy places the organism in Eukaryota, Metazoa, Cnidaria, Anthozoa, Scleractinia, Poritidae.